Messenger RNA from Perca fluviatilis (European perch), 2886 nucleotides. RefSeq names its product protein disulfide-isomerase TMX3-like. Gene Ontology annotation, cellular component: endoplasmic reticulum. Gene Ontology annotation, biological process: peptidyl-cysteine oxidation. The transcript has 16 exons. NCBI's taxonomy places the organism in Eukaryota, Metazoa, Chordata, Actinopteri, Perciformes, Percidae. The coding region runs from base 89 to 1462 and encodes 457 amino acids. The record is from RefSeq and is a predicted model, not a curated record. Gene Ontology annotation, molecular function: protein disulfide isomerase activity.
CAGGCGGCAGUCUGCGUAACCCCGCGCAUGCGCAAGCUGGCUCGAUUUUAGCAUCUGUAUUUCCUGCUUGCUGUCUCCACUCGAAGCCAUGGCAGAAGUAAAAGCUUCCCUGAUUUGUGGCGUUCUAGCGGCGUUCCUGUCUUCGGCCGCGCUUGCAUUUGUUGAAGAUCUAGAUGACACAUUUAAAGACACCAGAGUGAAUGAUAUCUGGCUGGUUGAUUUCUAUGCGCCGUGGUGCGGCUACUGUAAAAAACUCGAGCCAGUAUGGCAUGAUGUGGGAGUGGAGCUGAAGAGCUCUGGGUCGCCGGUCCGCGUGGGAAAGAUGGAUGCCACUGCUUACUCUGGAAUGGCAUCAGAGUUCGGUGUCCGUGGUUACCCGACAAUAAAACUGUUAAAGGGUGAUCUUGCCUAUAAUUACAAGGGACCAAGGACAAAAGAUGAUAUCGUAGAGUUUGCCAACAGGGUGGCAGGACCGGCCGUCAGGGCACUUCCCAGCAAGCAGAUGUUCGAGCACAUGAUGAAACGACAUGAUGUGCUUUUUGUGUAUGUCGGCGGGGAGUCUCCCCUCAAAGAGAAGUACAACGACGUUGCCUCUGAGCUCAUUGUCUACACAUAUUUCUUCUCGGCUCCAGAGGAAGUCUUUCCAGAGUCGGUAACUUUGCCAGAGCUUCCUGCGGUUGUGGUCUUUAAGGAUGGGGCCUACUUUACCUAUGAUGAGUACGAAGAUGCUAGUUUGUCAUCGUGGGUGAACAAGGAGCGCUUCCAAGGAUACCUUCAGAUUGACGGCUUUACACUAUAUGAACUCGGGGAAACAGGCAAAUUGGUCGCGAUUGCAGUCAUCGAUGAGAAGGACCCCACAGAGGAGAGUGGCAGAUUAAAGGCCUUGAUUCAGAGGGUGGCGAAGGAAUACAGGGAACAUUUUAACAGGGACUUCCAGUUUGGCCACAUGGAUGGGAAUGACUACAUUAACAGCCUCAUUAUGGGUGAGGUGACAGUGCCCUCCGUUAUCAUCCUCAACACAUCCAACGAGCAGUACUUCCUGCCCAGUGAGCCGAUUGAGACCAUGGAGCAGCUGGUCCAAUUCAUCAACGGUGUUUUGAACGGUUCUGCACAGGCGAAUGGAGGUGAUGGAUUCAUUCAGAGGAUCAAACGUGUGGCCUUUGAUGCCAGAUCGACCAUUAUGUCAGUGUUUCGCAGCUCUCCGCUGCUGGCCUGCUUCCUGUUCGGCCUACCGCUGGGUGUAAUUAGCCUGAUGUGCUAUGGCAUCUGCACGGCUGAGUCGGAUGACGGUUCGGAUGACAUAGAUGCGCUCAAGAGGGAGGGCCUGACGGAUGAAGAGGAGGAGGAAGAGGAAGAGGAGGAGGAGAGGCAACGCGCCACUGAGCUGGAGGGCCCCGAAGAGGGCGAGAACGAGGAAGACGAUGUUGGAGAGAAGGAUCCCGAAGAGAAGAAAACCGAUUAACACAGGGGCUCCCGCUGGAUAGAGGAUGAUGGGCCUAGUCAAAUGCAGUGACAUGAAACUCAAAGACCUAUCAGUGUAUUACUAUUCUGCUUCUUUGUCUUUCAUGUCACUGCGCCUCCGAGCCCCUCGAGCACAGACUCUUCCCCCAUCUUUGAGUUCUGUGUUUAAGGUCGGCUGCUCAGUGAAGCCAUAGAAUCAUGUCUCAAACUAACAGCCUUUUUUAUGAUGGAGUAAACGCAUACUGAUCAAGAGAAGGAGGGAUGGCUGUGAACCAAACAGCCCACUUAUUUAUUAUGAUUCGACCAACCAGUGGUUUAGUCCAUGUGAUGUGUGACCUCUUUGUUUUGUAACCACUUAAAUGCCCCUAUUUUUUUUUUUUUUUUUUUUCGUAUGCCAAUCUCUUUCUAGUUUACUAUGUUAUCCUUAAUAUUGCCUUUAAACUAAACACAACAUGAAUACACAAAAACAAUGUGUUUACCACUACCCCCAACCCAAAGUGUAGGCUUAUCAGAUAUAGUGAUUGAUGUGUGUAGAAAGCAAAGGAAGUGCCCAAGAAGGAAAAUCUGCCAUAAAUGAAGUGUUUUUUUUUUUAUUAUUAUUAUUCUAUGUUAUUGCCUGAAAAUAUUUCUUCUUCUACUAGGAGUGCAAAGUGCCGAGACAGUCGUGCAUUUAAACUUAUUUCUCAUGCCAGCUGCCUGUUGGUGUCCAAUUAUGAGGCGAGUUGAUGAAAAAAGCUGGAAUGGUAAUUGGUGUCAGUCUGUCUGAUACUAGAAUAUGAAAAAUGAAACCUUUCGUUCUAUUUUAUGACCAGCCUGCUCAAAAUUCCUAGUCUAGAUGGGUUGUACCUGUGCAGGAGACCCCCAUACCAUGCAGCAGUAGUUCCUGCAGCUUUUAACAACUCAUAUGCCUCAGAUAGACUGGCUCUGUCUGUUUCCACAUUUCAAUCUGUCCUCCAUCCCUGGUUGCUAUAUUGAAAUCAGUAGGCAGGUUGAGGUUUAAAUCCUGAUGCACUGAGCGUACAACAUAUUAAACCUGUCUUCCUAGUAGUUGGUUCCCCCCCUUUUUUCUGUUAUAACCCACUAUCGUUAGUUUUCUCAAAGCAUUGGAAUUCAUCUCUAUCCUAUUUCCGUACCCUUUUGACUGAAGUGUAUGUAAUAGCUGAGAUCAAGUAUGGGUUGUGGCUUUUUCUUAGUCAAGUGGCCAGCCUAUUACAAUAAAGGACAAGUGUUCCUAAAACCUGCCACGCCCAGCAGAAUACCACUUUUUAUGAAAAAUGCACAGUAGAGUGCACUUUGUUGGAUUUGGCAGUGAGGCACGUUAAAGCACCUGAGAACAUGUUUCAUUAUCUUUAGUAUGUUUAGAAUAAAUUCAACACGUGUGACUAAAGAAGGGAAAAAUAAAGGUAAACCCGUUAACACCCAAAA